This is a messenger RNA of Oikopleura dioica, 375 nucleotides long. Lineage: Eukaryota; Metazoa; Chordata; Appendicularia; Copelata; Oikopleuridae. The record is from the annotation of a GenBank genome assembly.
AUGGAUUGUGAAACGCCGGAUCUUCCGGAGCCAGAGACUCUCGAACAGCCAUCGAGUAUGGUUGUUGAGCCAGGGUCUAACCAGGACGGCCAGACAGCUUUAGGCGAGACAACUAGUCUUGUUGAUAAGCAGAACACUAAAAAUGAAUCCCAAGGUCUUGAACCAUGUCCUAGAGUGGACGAUAACGGGGUUUUACCGCCUAAUUCUGAAAGUGAGCCGUUAAAGGCGUCUAUUCUUGACAUAGACGCCAAGUCGGACUCUAUAUCUCAAAAAGAGGAAUCAGAAAUCACUGAUUCUAUUGCAGGGCAGGAUUCUUGUGUGGCUAAAGAGCCCAUCGACGAGGCCAUGCCACCAACGGAGUCGGUCGGAGAGUGA